Rhagoletis zephyria (snowberry fruit fly) is the source of this 759-nucleotide messenger RNA. NCBI's taxonomy places the organism in Eukaryota, Metazoa, Arthropoda, Insecta, Diptera, Tephritidae. The record is from RefSeq and is a predicted model, not a curated record.
AUGCCUCCGGUGCGUCUUAGCAAGCCAGCAGCCAUCGUCACCGACAUUGAGGGCGCCAUCACGUCCCUUCGCUUCUGGCAGGACGUUCUGGCGCCCUUUGUCCUCGACAACGUCGCCGCCUGUCUGGAAGAGUGGUGGCAGCGGCCGGAGUGUGAUGACGUCGUCCAGAUGAUGCGACUGUACGCCCACGAGCGCUGGGCGGAGAAGAAUGAACACCAAAUGCCGCUGAUCUACGGCGAUGACCAGCCACGGGCGAAGAUCAUCGACAGCGUGGAGCGCAAUCUUCGCUAUCAGCUGGCCAACAAGAAGAGCAGCACUCAGCUGAAGGCGAUUGUUCUACUCGUUUGGCUGUACGGCUAUCAGACUGAAAAGUUGAAAGGGCACGUGUACCAAGACGUGGCGAUUGCCUUCAAAAGCUGGCACAAGCACAAAAUCAAACUGUGCACAUUUGCAUCGGGCUAUCGUCUGGCACAGGAAAUGCUCCUCACUCGAACACUGCAUGGCAACUUGCGCACAAUCAUCUACUCAUUCUUUGACGCCGACCAUCAGGGACGCAAAGACGACCCGGCCAGUUAUCGUGAAAUAGCUCGACAGAUCAAGGAAUCUCGAGCAAACAUUCUCUUUCUAUCUGAUAGUAUUAAAGAGCUGAAAGCUGCUGAAAGUGCUGGCCUGGUUGCAGUUUUGGUAAUUCGAACUCACAAUCAAGAGCUCAAACGACAGAAAGACCUUCCCNGUCGACAAGUUGAAAAGACUCUCUAA